Molecule: messenger RNA, 834 nt
Organism: Emiliania huxleyi CCMP1516
Lineage: Eukaryota; Haptophyta; Isochrysidales; Noelaerhabdaceae
Exons: 7
Source: RefSeq, a predicted model, not a curated record
CUCGAAAGCGCGGUGUUUCGAGUACCGCGACAAGCUGGUCCGCCAUGCCUUCGUACGACAAGCCGACCUGCCCUUCGUACGACAAGCCGACCUGCCCACAGCCCACCAAGCACUACCUCAUCAAAAAGAAAUCCCGCGGCGUCAAGGACGAUGGCGCCCUCGUGAAGCUCGGAGACGUCGAUCUCGCGGGAAAGGUGCAGAUCCGGAACCUACUGGGCAAGGUUGAGGAGGGGACAAAGAAGAUCACAGAAGCUGUGACCGACAUGCUCGGAGACUCGCUCGGCGGCCUGAUCGACAACAUCCUCAAGAAGGUCUUUUCCGGCGAGUCGUCGCUCGACAAGGUCAAGAAGCUCGUCACCUCGCUGGUGAGCUGCGGCGGCCUCUGGAACGCGCUCGAGGCCUUCUUCAGCCGCAUCGCCUGCGCGGUGGGCACCACCCUCAAGACGGUCAUCGUCGCCGUCAAGUGCCUCAUCGAGGAUGGCAAGUGCCCCAAGAAGUGGGAAAGGAUCAUCGAGGCCAUCGAGAAGCGGGUACCCGAGUUCCUCAGCUGCAUCAAGAACAGCCUCACGGCCCUCUUCGAGGCCUUGUUCGGCGGCGCCACCGAACUGCUCGGUAAGAUCAAGCACGCGAUCGCUGGCAUCUGGCCCGACGGGUGCGGCUGCCCGCACGGCGGUCUGGCCGGCAUCUUCGGCAAGAUCUUUGCGCUCGCCGGCGCCGUCUUCGGGGCCCUCCAGACCGUGCUCGGCUCGCUGCCCGGCCUGGUCGUCGGCAUCCUGCAGGCGACCGGCGACCUCGUCAAGAACAUCUUCGAGGGGAAGCUCUUCAGCUCCGUCG